Molecule: messenger RNA, 1975 nt
Organism: Tigriopus californicus
Lineage: Eukaryota; Metazoa; Arthropoda; Copepoda; Harpacticoida; Harpacticidae
Exons: 8
Coding region: 794-1603 (269 amino acids)
Source: RefSeq, a predicted model, not a curated record
CACGGUGAAAACAUGUGCUGCAAAUUGGAGUCGUGCUGUUGCUCCAUCACCAGUUUGUGUCGGAUCUCAAUGGCCUUGAAUUUGGCCUUCAUCGCCAUAUGUACCAUUUUACUUCAUCGGGUCAUUGACCAAAAGAUCAUCUACUGGCCUUUAUUCGUGACUUGCUCCCAUUCGAUUCUCUUGGUGGGAAAGGCCAACUCGAAUCCCAAACUCGUCCGAUCUUGGCAAGUGAUCUGUUUGUGUCACAUUCUGUUCUUGGGAAUGGUCAACAUUUCGAUCUGUUUGGUCACCGUGCCUAAAUUUCGGGACAAAAUCCUCCACACACUUUUCAUAGGAGAGGUCGAUCACAAUUUCUAUUCCAUAACCAUAUCCAUGAUGAUUUUCAAUACCUCAGCUGUGUUGGUGUUGUUCUAUGUGGUUUUCUACAUGCUCGUGGAUCAAAAGCUCUUGACCAAGAACCGUCAUGAUGUCACGGUACUACCGACGAGUACCGCUAAUUCGAACUUGAAUUCCACACAAUCAGAGGGAUCGCAAAGCCUAAAGGAUAUUUUAUCGUCUCUUUCGAAUACCAUUGUCCUGGAUCAGGGUCAUUUUCCCACUUGGAGAAAUGAGGUCCUCUUUGAAUAUGGAAGUAUCUCGUCACCGCGUGGUUCCACUGCAGAAUUUCUUUGAGCAGGGGCAAUUUACCGUCCUGGUGAUCCGUUACCAAAGUGUUGCUGAGAAAAAUUGGUUUUGAGGAUAUCAUAGUCUCGUUCUGAUCAGAACUUCAUCUGUUCCCGGCAAAGCAACAACCAUGAAAGGUCUCUUUGGAACUUUGGUCGUUUUACUCCAGCUUUUGAGCGUUGAGCCCAAGGAAAACUACACUGCGUUGUCGAAAACGCUAUCUCGUUUUGGAGGACCCAGAAGUCAAGUGAAAUGUACAGAGGGGUUCAACCAAGGCGGAAACGCCAUGGUUCUCGUGAACAAUGCCGCCAACCUGGGUCAAUUCUCAUUUGACAACCGAGCCUCAUCUUGCUGUUUCACCGGAAUUUGGAUUCUGUACGAUUUACCUAAUUAUAACGCGCUUGAUUUCAAUGCUAUUAUGUAUACCGGGUGGGGUGAAAAUAUGUGUACAAACUUUGACGGUGUUUUCAACAAAAGGGCUUCUUCAGCUCGUGUCGGUGGCGCCCCUGACGGAUACAAGUAUAAUACCUUGAACAUCUUCCAAGGCCCAUUUUUCAUGGGCGAUGAACAGUUCUUCUACAGCGAUUCGGCCCAAUUCCCGGUCAUCAAUUUUGGCCAAUCUUUGUUAGUAACGGGUUGCUCCCCAUGGACGGUGUACCAGUUCCCAAACUUCCAAGGAGCAUCGGUUUGCUUUAUGCCUCAAAAUACUCAGAGUUGCGCUCCCGGAUUUUUUCCCAAUGCUGGACGUUUAGGUGGGUUGGCGGGUCAAAUGUCCAGUGCCAGAAUGGGAUGCUAUUCAGGAAAUGUAGCUACCUCUCAAAGAACUGAAGAAUCCGGAUGGAGAGUGGAGGGUGAUGGAAAGUCGACCAUUCACUUCAUUCAGUUGGCUGAACUUCAACAAAACCAUGUGGAUAAGUUUUCGGCAAUUAAAACGGAUUGAACAUGAGAUAAAUACAAUUUUUAUUGACAUGUCGGAGCAUAAAGUAUAAUUCGUCUUACUUAUCAUUUAGCGCGAGUAUUAAAUGAAGGUUGCAUGUUUUUUGAUUGUAUGAAUAUGCUCGUGAGCUUAGAUAAAUACUUAAAGAUUGAUUAAACUUAUCCAACAGUGCGUGUUGUCUGGAUGACAGUCACUCUGGUAUUCUUGAUGGCAAACAAGAAAUCGAUGAAGAACACGACACCGGCAGCAAUGCUCAGAAUGCCUAAAACCAAUCCCAUGGUAUAACGACUUCCUCGGUCAUAUCGAUGAUUUACCAAGGACAAAGCUCCAAUGGUUAUGAACAAGAUGGCACCCAACAAGUUAAUGAAUAACUCC